Molecule: messenger RNA, 246 nt
Organism: Mycena indigotica
Lineage: Eukaryota; Fungi; Basidiomycota; Agaricomycetes; Agaricales; Mycenaceae
Exons: 2
Coding region: 1-246 (81 amino acids)
Biological process (GO): outer mitochondrial membrane organization
Source: RefSeq, a predicted model, not a curated record
AUGUCGACCACGAGCAGCAGUCGGACUGCAAGGGCUUCCCCUUCCUCAGACUCAUCUCGGCGCGUUACCCCAGCAGCACUCAGAGCCAUUUUCGCGUCUUCACGCACUCCAAACGAGGAAAGAUCAAUCUCGCGUGUAGCAUUUUUUAGGUUCUCCGGCUGGCUUCUUAGCUGUCUGGCCAUUUCACUUGCCGCUUCCCGUGGACGUGCGAUCAAGGGUGGCGCAGCCCUUCUUGGUGUUGUAUAA